UCUUGUAAUUAUACGUAAUUAUAUUAAAAUAUGAAUAAAGCAGGUGACGAUCUAAUAAGUAAUUUUCUCAAACAUAUCGAUAAAAUAUAAUGUAUUUAUUAUUCACUCGAGAGACCCAAGUGCGACAUAGUAACAAAGCGAUGUAAAUAUUGCCUGCCGAAGCGAGAAUGAAACAAAACCGUUGCGUCGCAAUUCAAGUUUGAUCGAUUAAGAUUAUGAGUUCAUGUAGUUAUCCAAAUAGCGCUGACGACUUGCAUUUACCAAGUUCCUUAGCACAGAUUUCGAUAGAUAAAAUUGAUGAAGCUGUUAUAAAAGGAGACGAUAAAAAUUUGGCAUUAUUACUAAAAAAAGAGAAGCUAUGGUCACGAGUAAUUUUUAAAAGCGGAACAACUCCGUUACAUUUGGCUGCAGCAAAGGGUUACAGUCGCUGCUUGAUAAUACUUUGCGAAAGUGCGAAUCAGAUCCAGCUUAAAGUGAUAAUUAAUUUUCAAAAUAACGAUGGCCUUUCGGCACUGCAUUUAACGUCGCAGUAUGGUCACAAUCAGUGUUCCAGAGAGCUUUUGCUAAGAGGAGCUAAUUCAAAUUUAUGUAACAACUACGGCGACACUUCCUUGCACACUGCAUGUCGUUACGGCCAUGCCGGAGUAGCUCGAAUAUUAAUCUCGGCGGCAUGCAAUGUUAAUAUACAAAAUAAAAAUGGCGACACCCCACUUCACAUAGCUUGCGCUAUGGGUCGACGGAAAUUGACGCGAAUUGUGAUGGAAGCCUUCCCGAAUGUCGAGAUAAGAAAUUCACAAGGUGAUACACCUUUCGAUAUUGUCAAAAGAAAAAAUUUUACCGAAAUUAUGACAAUCUUUAAUGCAUUUAAAACAAAGCCACGGACUGAAAACGAUGUGCUUAACACCAAAUUUGAAUUUUCACCUUACGGUUGUCAAAAUGUUUUAGAAACGCGAUCAAUAUUUUUGACGAACGUUGAACAACUGUCCAAUGUAAAAUUGAAUAAAGGUGAAGAGUAUUACAUUGAUCUUGCUGGAAAUUUAAAAAAAGGUCCAAAAUGCGUCACGAACACAUGUGUUUGCAAACAAUUGUUAAACAAAUAAUAGCUAAUAAUA
Glossina fuscipes is the source of this 1112-nucleotide messenger RNA. It is a transcript of the gene dgo, whose product is annotated as ankyrin repeat domain-containing protein 6. The coding region runs from base 216 to 1100 and encodes 294 amino acids. Gene Ontology annotation, cellular component: chloroplast outer membrane. NCBI's taxonomy places the organism in Eukaryota, Metazoa, Arthropoda, Insecta, Diptera, Glossinidae. The transcript is spliced from 5 exons. Gene Ontology annotation, biological process: protein targeting to chloroplast. Gene Ontology annotation, molecular function: chloroplast targeting sequence receptor activity; protein binding. The record is from RefSeq and is a predicted model, not a curated record.